AUGGCGACGGAGGGGGAUUAUGUACCGGACUCGGACGAUGAGAUGGGAGAUUCGUCGGAAGACGAAAUCAACGUGGUGUUGACUCCGCAGGAGUGGAAAUCGAAGGCCGGUGAUCUGUACAAGGCCAAGGACUACCGCGGGGCGAUCGCCGUGUACACCCAGGGCAUCGAGGCGUGCCUACAGCAGAGGGAGGAGCAGGGCGGCGGAGCGAACGGGGGCAACGGCGGCGGCGAGAAGCCAGAAGAAGCCUUCGACGCCGUGGCGGUGGCGGCGCUCUACGGGAACCGAGCGGCGUCGUACGUGAUGAUCCUGGGGUACGAGCAGGCGAUCCUGGACUGCGACAGGGCCGUCGAGCUCAACCCCAAGUUCGCGAACGCCAUCUUCAGAAAGGCCAUGGCGCUCAAGAAGCUGGGCCGAUUCAAGGAGUCGCUCUCGGCGCUUCAGCAGGGGCUGUUGGUGGACCCCAACAACGCGGACCAGAUCAAGGAGAAGACCAACACGGAGAUGUGCGUGCGCAAGGUGCACCGAGCGACGGAUUCGCUGGCGCAGGGCAAGCCCGCGAGAGCGGCCUCGAUUCUGGAGGAGUGCCUCGUCAAGGCUCCGCAGUCGAGGGAGCUCAAGCUGAUCAAGGUGGAGUGCCUGAUGGGCAUGGGCAAGCACGAGGAGGCGUACGCGAUGAGCUCGACUCUCAUCCGAAACAGCCAGAACAACUCCAAGCUCCUCAUCACGCGAGCGCGGUGCCUCUACCUCAUGGGGAAUCUCGACAGUGCGAUCAAGCACCUGCAGGAGGCCGCGAGACAAGACCCGGACAACUCCGAGUACAGAGGGCUCAUCAAGAAGUACAAGCUCAUGGAGAGCACGAAGGAGGCGGGGAAUAAGGCCUUCAAGGCUAACGACCUCGAGGGGGCCAUCAGGUCGUGGGGCGAGGCCUUGACGGUGGACAAGACGAACAAGUCGUUCAACUCUAAGCUUUACUGCAACCGCGCGGCGGCCUACGCGAAGUUGUCGAAGCACCAGGAGGCCGUGGCGGAAGCUUCGCGAGCGUUGAGCGACGACCCGACGUACACAAAAGCCUACGAGCGACGAGCAACCAGCCUGUAUGACAUGGGCGGAGUCGAGAACCUCGAGGCGGCGUGUCGGGAUUACGAGAAACUGAUGGAUAUGAUCCCCGACGAGAAGCAGAGGGAAAUCCAGGGGAAAAUCCGCAAGACGAAGGCGGCGGUGAAGCAGGCGAAGAGGAAAGACUACUACAAGCUGCUGGGGGUGUCUAGAAGCGCGGACGACGCGGAGAUCAAGAAGGCGUACCGCAAGGCCGCGCUCAAGUACCACCCGGACAGACAGAGCAGCAAGACCGACGAGGAAAAGGAGCAAGCGGGAAAGGUGUUCCGAGACAUUGCGGAGGCAUACGAGGUGUUGUCAGACCCUACAAAGAAGGGUCGCUACGACUCGGGAGUGGAUCUCGAGGACCUCGACAACCCGCACGCGGGUCACGGGCAAGGGCAUGGCGGCAUGGAGAUCGACCCUUCGAUGCUGUUCCACAUGUUCAUGCAACAAGGAGGAGGGGGGAUGGGGGGCGGGAGAAGGGGGGGCGGAGGUGGAGGCAUGGGGGGCAUGCCAUUCCAUUUCGGGUGACGAACGACUGGAGACAGAGACGUUUCGUACCGUCAUGUGGUAAAUCAUUCGCGCUCACACAGGGGAAGGCGGGCAACUGCGACCAUUGGCGCCACCAAUCGACCAAAUCAGUAGAGGCUUGGCUCUGGGCUGCCGUCGCUUUCCAGUGGGUUGGCGUGCUGCGCUCCGGUCAACCGAUGGUUUUUCAUGGCCGCCUGGCCUGACCUGGCUGUGGCCUACCAUGGCAUGUCCCUCGGUUCCGCUUGAAAGAUUUGGGAACGCUGCAAGUUUUUAGUCUCUUCUGUUUGGGUUGUUGAUGGUGUCUCGGCUCUUGCUCUUGAGAUGGACCCAUCUUUUUUGUGGGGAAGGCAGUCGAUCGCGGCCGUACUGCUGUAGUUGCACAUUUUUUUUUUUUGUAGCGAUGAGCGAGACGUGUGGGGGCAAGGCGAGGUGUCUGCUGGACCGGAUCGGCCGACAGGCAUAUGGGCAACCAGCCAACACCCCUGUUAGAGAUUAUAGCCUUCAGCUUAAGAGCCCCCCGGGCCCCCGGCCCUCCCGCCUCAGAGAGAAUCUUGGGUUGGCGUGUUUUUCUCCUUCGUAGGUUGCUUGUUCCUACCCAAUAUUUUUUGGUGCCUCUUGUCUCGCGCAACCCAACAGGAAGACACGCAGCAAGUGUUGGCGUGGACGUCUUCAUUGUGUUGCUCUGCACUUAUUCUUAUUCUUAUUCUUGGACGUGGAGAACAAACUGUAACUCCAGGAUGACGGCGGAGAAGGGCGAGGUUGUCAUGGUUCUUGAAGCAGUCGUGGUCGGCGGUAAGACGAGGACGUACGUGUCGAGAAAGUACGUUUUGCCGGUAAUUGUUGUGCGGAUGGGAUUGAGGUGUGGGUACGACCAAGGGUCUCUUUUGCC
Ectocarpus siliculosus is the source of this 2521-nucleotide messenger RNA. NCBI's taxonomy places the organism in Eukaryota, Phaeophyceae, Ectocarpales, Ectocarpaceae. The record is from the annotation of a GenBank genome assembly.